AUGUCCAUUCUUAAUUUUCCUAAUGAAAUUCUCGUCGAUAUUUUUAUACAUGUCAGAAUCUUAAUCAAUGUAAUCUUUGUCUGCAAAGAUUUUAAAAUUAUUAUUGUUGAUCCUUCCUUUAAAAUCAAAUGGUUGUCCUAUCAUAAUUUAACGUCUAGAAAUCAUACUUUCUUUGAUACAGAAACUAUAGAAACUAUCAAGAUAAAAUUCACAAAAGAAUUUAUAACAAGACUUGCGAUGAAUUUACAUAUUACAAAUUCUCUUGAAAAUCGUAAAAAAGCAUUUGAAAUUUUUAACGAGAUUAAUUGUAAUCUUUGGUUAGGAUAUUAUUACCAACAUGGAUUUCAAUUUGUUGAAAUCGAUGAAAAUAAAGCUUUGAAAUAUUAUCACAUGGCUUCGAUUGAAGAUCAAUCUGAAAAAGAUAUUCUUCAAGAAGCUCUUCUUAGAAAAACUAUUCUCAUGAUGAGAAAUGAAAAAAAAGUAAUCGGUGAUAAAAUAGUAGAUAUUGAUAAAGAUGAUAAAAUUCAGAUAAUGAAUACUUUUAAAGAAAUUGCUGAAUUUGGAAAUAUCGAAGCCUCUUUUAUCUAUGGUACUAUUUUAAUUAGUGGAAAAUUAGAUAAUGAAAUAGAUCUUUUAGAAGGACAUAACUAUAUAUUUUAUGCUGCAUUAAAUGGUCAUAAAAAUGCUAAAACAUUCUUAAAUAAGAUGUAUGAUGAUAUUACAGAUCUUUUUAAUAAUCACACUCAUGUAAUCUAUUCUGUCAAUAAUUAA
Scutellospora calospora is the source of this 771-nucleotide messenger RNA. The record is from the annotation of a GenBank genome assembly. NCBI's taxonomy places the organism in Eukaryota, Fungi, Glomeromycota, Glomeromycetes, Diversisporales, Gigasporaceae.